Molecule: messenger RNA, 1179 nt
Organism: Clonostachys rhizophaga
Lineage: Eukaryota; Fungi; Ascomycota; Sordariomycetes; Hypocreales; Bionectriaceae
Source: the annotation of a GenBank genome assembly
CAACCCCGCCAGCACCGAGACACACCACCGAGCGACCAUCCCUCCUCUCGCUGGGAAAGACAUCGAGUUCCAACACAAUGUCUCCGACCCGUUGAAUCUCUCAGCCAGCCUAAGCUCGACUCCGAAAUCAAGGCCAACACUUCGCGCAAGCGUGUUGAGCUCCGAAAGGGUAACAGCCUAGAGAAAUACUACGAGAGUCAGAAUCAGAGCAUCCAUGCCAUGCUCAAGUCGGUCGACGAGGACGAGCUGGACAUGCUUGACGACCACGGCAAGAACAUCUUCCUGCACGCCCUCUGCGUAAAGGGUUCUCUGAUCGCCAAUAGUUCCUCUCUGGCUUGCAGAUGUACGGUGCUGUCAGCCCCGGGUCCCUCUCUCCUCAUCACCCUGGCUGAUUCCAUCUUCGACCUCUUCUCCGGCAUCAUGCUGUGCAUGGCCCACCGCGCCGUCAACAAGGUCGAUGCGCGCAAGUACCCCUCUGUGCGUGCGCGGAUCUCCACGGCCGGGAACAUCGUCUUCUCCUUCGUCAUGUUCUCCGUCUCCCUGGUCCUGAUAGUCAUGUCAGCCCGCGACCUGGCAGCCGACAAGGAAGAGGAGACGAACAAAUUCCACCUCCCCUCCGCCCUUGCCGUCGCUGGUGCUUUUGCGACCAAGCUUGCCCUGUUCUUCCUCUGCUGGGCCGUCAAGGAUACCUACUCCCAGGUGGACAUCCUGUGGAGGGACCACCGCAAUGACCUGUUCAUCAACGGCUUCGGUAUCCUCACCUCUGUCGGAGGCAGCAAGCUCAAGUGGUGGAUCGAUCCCACCGGCGCCAUUGUCCUGUCGCUGCUCAUCUCUGGGCUCUGGCUGCACACCGCCUACGACGAGUUCCAGCUGCUCAUUGGCGUAACGGCUGAUCGCGAGGUCCUCCAACUCAUCACCUACAUCUAUGAGUUCUACACCAUGACACACUCGCCGCUGAUUGAGCGGAUCGACACCGUCCGCGCGUACUACAGCGGCCCUCGCAUUGUCACGGAGGUGGACAUCGUCCUCGACCGGAACGAGCGUGUCGAGGUCGCUCACGACGUUGCCGAGGAGCUCCAGAUCAAGCUCGAAAAACUCCCCUCGAUUGAGCGGGCGUUUGUCCACAUCGACUACGAGACUAAUCACAAGCCGGAACAUCAGCUCAAGAAGCUACUGUAA